This is a messenger RNA of Telopea speciosissima, 747 nucleotides long. RefSeq lists its product as uncharacterized. The record is from RefSeq and is a predicted model, not a curated record. The transcript is spliced from 2 exons. Lineage: Eukaryota; Viridiplantae; Streptophyta; Magnoliopsida; Proteales; Proteaceae. The coding region runs from base 1 to 747 and encodes 248 amino acids.
AUGCACGAUCAGAAUUAUAAUGGAAGAGGUAGCAGCAGAUCAUCAGGUCUUUAUAUGUGGGCGGAAUCAGGAAACAAGAGAGAUAAACUUUUCCAUGGGCCUUUCGUGGCAAAGCUCCUCAACGAUCUCUUUGGCAUCCAAGCUCGAGCUGGGUGCGCUUGUGCUGGACCCUACGGUCACCAUCUACUUGGCGUCGAUGAGACUCGUUCCCUAGCUUUUCGAUCUGCUAUCCAAAAGGGAUACAUUGGUGUAAGACCUGGGUGGACUACACUUAGCUUCCCUUACUACAUGUCAAAAGAAGAGUUCGAGUUCAUUCUAGCUGCAUUGGAGUUCAUUGCGGCAUAUGGUCAACGUUUCCUUCCACUGUACAGCUUCAAUUGGAAGACUGGUAACUGGACCUUUCAGUCCAAAGCUUUCAUGGAGAACAUACUUGGGGAGGAAUAUUACGCACUUGAUUCAAGAGCUGACUUUGGGAUGAAAAUUAAAAACAACAAUAUUAUUGGAUCAAGCAGCAGGCAUGGUGAUGGUGGUGGAGAUGAUGAUGAUGAUGAUCAGAGUGAGGAUCACAAGAAGAAGAAGAAGAAGAAGAAGAAGAAGAAGAAGGGCGGCAAUCAUGAAGUACUUAUUGGCAAAUAUACCAACUACUUGGAGACUGCUAAAUAUGUGGCAAGUUUCCUACCAAAGUUCCCUCCCCAGAGGAGGGUUCCAAAAGACAUAGAUACCAGCCUUGCUCAUUUCAGGGUUUAA